GCUGGAGCUUUCAGGCACGCUUGUGUGUGUGAGUGUGAGAGUGUGUGUGUGUGAGAGUGUGUGUGUGUGUGUGUGAGAGUGUGUACCGGGUGGAUCAGAAGGAGUAAAUCCAGGUUCUAAAAUGCUGAAUUAUAGAAAAGUUCUCGUUACAGCCGUAAGGACACAAAACCGCCGACUGUUUUCUGCUUCUAAAGUCACUGCGGGGGCGAGAAAAGGUCUGGUUCUCGGCGUGUAUGAGAAAGAGAACGGCAGCGAUGCCACGCCCUUCACCCAGGCGGCGGCUUCAUUCGACAGAUCCGUAUCGGGGAAACUCGGCGAGACCUUGUCCAUAUCCGGACCUCCCCUGAAGAAAGGAAAGUGCCGGAUAUUUUACGGUUUACACCAGGACUUUCCCAGCGUGGCGGUGGUGGGUCUGGGCGGGAAGGGAGCCGGUCUGUGCGGGAGCGAGAACUGGGAGAGCGGCAGAGAGAACGUUCGGGCGGCCGUGGCGGCGGGCUGCAGGCAGCUUCAGGAGCUGGAGGUGGCUCACCUGGAGGUGGACCCGUGUGGCGACGGUCAGUCGGCAGCAGAGGGCGCCACGCUGAGCCUGUUCGAAUACGACGAGCUCAAGAGCAAGAGGAAGACGCCGCCCGUGCCCAGGUUACACGGCAGUGGCGAUGCGGAGGCGUGGCAGAAGGGGGUUCUGUACGGCGAGGGGCAGAACCUGGCCAGACGCUUGAUGGAGGCUCCGGCCAAUCACGUCACACCGACGGUCUUCGCAGACACGAUAGAGCAGAAGCUGGCGGCCUUCUCCGACAGAGUGACCGUCCAUAAAAGACCCCAGUCGUGGAUGGAGAGCGAGCAGAUGGGGGCUUUUCUGAGCGUAUCCAAAGGCUCGGAGGAGCCCCCUGUCUUCCUGGAGGUGCAUUACACCGGGAACCCCAACUCCAGCCAGGCUCCUCUGGUCCUGGUGGGCAAAGGAAUCACUUUCGACAGCGGCGGAAUCUCGCUGAAACCCGCGUCCGGGAUGGACGCCAUGAGGGCCGACAUGGGCGGCGCCGCCACCGUGUGUUCGGCCGUCAUCACGGCCGCCGCUCUCGGCCUGCCGAUCAACAUCGUGGGUCUGGCACCCCUGUGCGAGAACAUGCCCGGCGGGAAAGCCAACAAACCGGGCGACGUGGUGCGGGCCAAGAACGGGAAAACCAUCCAGGUCGAUAACACCGACGCUGAGGGGCGUCUGAUUCUGGCCGACGCCCUGUGCUACGCUCACAGCUUCAAGCCCAGGGCUCUGGUCAACGCCGCUACUCUGACAGGCGCUAUGGACGUAGCUUUGGGAUCCGCCGCGACCGGCGUCUUCACAAACUCUGAUUGGCUGUGGGACGAGCUGCACAAGGCGAGCGUCGCCACGGGCGACAGGGUCUGGAGGAUGCCCCUGUUUCAGCACUACACCAAACAAGUGACGGAGAGCGCCCUGGCGGACCUGAACAACGUCGGCAAAUACAGCCGCUCGGGCGGGGCGUGCACGGCCGCCGCCUUCCUGAAGGAGUUCGUGACGGCCGAACACUGGGCUCACCUGGAUAUCGCCGGGGUGAUGUCCAACAAGGACGAGGUCCCCUACCUGAGGAAGGGCAUGUCCGGGAGACCCACCCGGACCCUGGUGGAGCUGGCCGCCGCGCUGGCCGCCGGGCUUUGAAGUGACCGUAGCGUGACCCGUCACCGUUGGACUAGAGGUCUAGCCGCCAGACGUGUCUCAGAUUCAAAUGUCUGGCCACUUCUUUUCACCUGCCGGCGACGGACUGCCAGCAAUGAGGAGAAAUCCCGCUCUGGGAUUCGACCUCAAAACCUUACUGUUAUUAAAUAAAGAUAAUAAAGUAUCA
Messenger RNA from Trichomycterus rosablanca, 1856 nucleotides. RefSeq names its product leucine aminopeptidase 3 (gene lap3). The transcript has 13 exons. NCBI's taxonomy places the organism in Eukaryota, Metazoa, Chordata, Actinopteri, Siluriformes, Trichomycteridae. Bases 122 to 1672 code for a protein of 516 amino acids. The record is from RefSeq and is a predicted model, not a curated record. Gene Ontology annotation, biological process: proteolysis. Gene Ontology annotation, cellular component: cytoplasm. Gene Ontology annotation, molecular function: metalloaminopeptidase activity; manganese ion binding.